AUGGAACAGUUCAAAGGUCAAGCUCGGCUCCCGAAAUUCGCUGUCCCGAAAAGCUACGGCAUACGCCUCAAACCUGACCUCACCGCCUGCAAGUUCGCCGGCUUCGUCUCUAUCGACCUCGAUGUAGUCGACCACACCAAGUUCAUCGUCCUCAAUGCCGCCGAGCUUUCUGUCGACUCUGGCUCCGUAUCUUUCACCACCCGAGGCACUUCUAAGGUGUUGGAGCCUUCAAGGAUUGAUUUGGUUGAGGAAGACGAGAUUUUGGUUUUGGAGUUCGCCGAGACACUUCCGAUCGGGAUCGGGCUUCUGAGGAUCGGGUUUGAAGGAACUUUGAAUGACAAAAUGAAGGGAUUCUAUAGAAGUACAUAUGAGCAUAAUGGUGAGAAGAAAAAUAUGGCUGUUACACAGUUUGAACCAGCUGAUGCUAGGCGAUGCUUUCCAUGUUGGGAUGAACCUGCUUGCAAGGCUACAUUCAAAAUCAUAUUAGAUGUGCCAUCUGAACUAGUAGCACUUUCCAACAUGCCAAUUAUUGAAGAAAAAGUGGAUGGUCAUCUGAAAACGGUUACAUAUCAAGAAUCGCCAAUAAUGUCUACAUAUUUGGUUGCAGUUGUUGUUGGUUUGUUUGAUUAUGUGGAAGAUCACACAUCUGAUGGUGUCAAGGUUCGAGUAUACUGUCAGGUUGGUAAGGCAAAUCAAGGGAAAUUUGCACUGCAUGUUGCUGUCAAGACACUUGAAUUAUACAAAGAAUACUUUGCCGUGCCUUACUCUCUUCCUAAAUUGGACAUGGUUGCAAUCCCCGAUUUUGCUGCUGGGGCUAUGGAGAAUUACGGUUUAGUUACAUACCGUGAAACGGCUUUGCUUUACGAUGAUCAGCAUUCUGCAGCUGCCAAUAAGCAGAGGGUUGCGACUGUCGUAGCCCAUGAACUGGCACACCAAUGGUUUGGCAAUCUUGUAACAAUGGAAUGGUGGACUCAUUUGUGGCUGAAUGAGGGGUUCGCAACAUGGGUUAGCUAUUUAGCAACUGAUAGCUUAUUCCCGGAGUGGAAUAUAUGGACUCAGUUUCUUGAUGAAUCUACAGCCGGUCUUAGACUGGAUGGACUUGCAGAGUCCCAUCCAAUUGAGGUAGAGAUAAAUCACGCUGGUGAGAUAGAUGAAAUUUUUGAUGCAAUAAGUUACAGAAAAGGUGCAUCUGUGAUCCGGAUGCUGCAAAACUAUCUUGGUGCUGAAUGCUUUCAGAGGUCACUAGCGGCAUAUAUAAAGAGAUAUGCUUGCUCAAAUGCAAAGACAGAAGAUUUGUGGGCUGCCCUUGAGGAGGGAUCCGGUGAACCUGUCAACAAGUUGAUGAAUUCAUGGACAAAGCAAAAAGGAUACCCAGCUGUCUCUGUCAAAGUCGAAGAUCAGAAAUUGGUGUUUGAUCAGUCUCAAUUUUUGUCAAGUGGUUCCCAAGGGGAUGGGCAAUGGAUUGUCCCAAUAACAUUGUGCUGUGGCUCAUAUGAUAUGCGAAAGAGUUUUCUACUUCAAUCAAAAUCUGAAACUCUUGAUAUCAAGGAAUUUCUGAAGGAUAAAACUGAUGCAGCCUCUACUUGGAUAAAACUUAAUGUGGAUCAGGCUGGUUUCUAUAGGGUGAAAUAUGAUGAGGAUCUUGUGGCUAGGCUCAGAUAUGCAAUAGAGAAGAAAUUCUUAUCUGCAACAGACAGAUUUGGCAUUCUAGACGAUUCAUUUGCGCUUUGUAUGGCUCGCCAACAGUCUUUGACCUCAUUGCUUACUUAUGGGGCUUACAGGGAGGAACUUGAUUACACCGUUCUGAAUAAUUUGAUUAGUAUAAGUUUUAAAAUUGCUAGAAUUGUGGCUGAUGCAGUCCCUGAGUUACUAGACUACGUUAAACAAUUUUUUAUUGGCCUUUUCCAGAAUUCUGCUGAGAGGCUUGGUUGGGAGCCUAAGCCAGGUGAGAGCCAUCUAGAUGCAAUGUUAAGAGGAGAUCUUUUGACUGCCCUUGCUAUAUUUGGACAUGAUCUGACACUAAGUGAAGCAAGUAGGCGUUUUCAGUCAUUCUUAGAAGACAGAAAUACACCACUCCUCCCUCCCGACAUAAGAAAGGCAGCAUAUGAGGCUGUAAUGCGAAGAGUCAGCACCUCAGAAAGAUCGGGUUAUGAAUCUCUUCUGAGAGUUUACCGAGAGACUGAUUUGAGCCAGGAGAAAACACGCAUUCUAAGUUCAUUAGCUUCUUCUCCAGAUCCCAACAUAACCCUUGAAGUUCUGAACUUUUUGUUAUCUUCUGAGGUUCGUAGCCAAGAUGCUGUUUAUGGACUCAGUGUUAGUAUGGAAGGACGUGAAACAGCUUGGAAGUGGCUGAAGGAUAACUGGGAGCAUAUUUCAAAAACCUGGGGUUCCGGAUUUCUAAUAACUCGCUUUGUCAGUGCUAUUGUCUCUCCGUUUGCUUCAUUCGAGAAGGCCAAGGAAGUAGAGGAGUUUUUUGCAAGCCGUAGUAAGCCCUCCAUUGCUAGAACCUUGAAGCAGAGCAUUGAGCGAAUUCACAUAAAUGCAAAUUGGGUUGAGAGUGUCCAGAAUGAGAAGCAUCUUGCCGACGCUGUCAAGGAAUUGGCUUACAGGAAGUACUAAGAGACACUUGUUUGGCCUUUGUUCUUGAGACGACUGGCAAGUGGAUCAAAUUUCACAGUUUCAUGACUUAAAAUCUGCCAGAACAAAGGGGUUGACAAUAAUGAAACAGGGACAUGGGCAAACACAUUAAUCUAUUAAGAUACAUCUUUUGGAGUUGGAUCUUUCUAAUAAUAACUUAUGCCUUAUUUUUCCUUCA
This is a messenger RNA of Juglans microcarpa x Juglans regia, 2815 nucleotides long. RefSeq names its product aminopeptidase M1-like. Gene Ontology annotation, molecular function: peptide binding; metalloaminopeptidase activity; zinc ion binding. NCBI's taxonomy places the organism in Eukaryota, Viridiplantae, Streptophyta, Magnoliopsida, Fagales, Juglandaceae. The record is from RefSeq and is a predicted model, not a curated record. Gene Ontology annotation, biological process: proteolysis; peptide catabolic process. Gene Ontology annotation, cellular component: cytoplasm.